UGAUUUGGGGGCGGAGCCUAGCGCGUUCAAAACACAGCCGACCUCAAUUCUUCCUCCUCGUUUUUGCGCUUUUUUUGUUCUCGUCCGUUUUUUUAGCUUGUUUCUCAUUAACUUGUAUCUGUUUGCUCCAAGUUUACUUUUUUUUUACUCAUAUGAUGCGGUUGCUUUCCUUGCAUCGUCGGAGAGACACGUUUUGUUCCGAGAUUGUUUUCCCAGCAGCAUCCCGCUGUUUUGUUUGUUUGUUGGCGCUUACGAGGAACAUGGACUGAUCCGUAUAAAUGCACUUCCAGCCGAACAUACUUCGUGCUUUUGCUAUUAAAAAGGGGUGUGUGUCCUGGGUGCAGCCUGGCCUGUGUUGUGGAGGAGGAGAAGGUGAUGAAGAACCCAGAAGCUGCAGAGGGUCGAAGGCUGGUUGGCCUGCUGGAGGCAGCUCUGGUCAGAGAGGCUCGCCUCUGGAAGAUCCCUAUUUUAAAAAAUGGAUGCAUACAGGGUACUGACAUCUCUUCACUCCAACACCAGCAAGUGAUCCUUUGGCUUGGAGAAAUGAGCCGACUGUUUGUGUUCUGUCCAGAGACAUAUGCACUGGGAGUGUGUGUCCUCAACCGAAUGUUGUCCACUGUCAAGGCUCAGACAAAAUACCUGAAAUGUAUGGCUUUUACCUCACUGGUCCUGGCUGCCAAAAUCAACGAGGAAGAUGAGGUCAUAGGUUCUGUUAAAGACUUGGUGGUUCAGAGCGGAUGCAACUUCUCAACAGCGGAGAUUCUUCGCAUGGAGAGGAUCAUUCUAGACAAGCUGCACUGGGACUUGUACACGGCAACACCCGUGGAUUUCAUUCACAUUGUGAGUCACAGAUCGACACACUGACAAACAGAACAUUUUUAUCAUUCCCGAAGCAUUUCAAAAUGAGUUUGACUUUGAAAAACUUCAGGAUCUCGUACAUCACAAGCAGUGCAAAAGCAUAGAAACCGUCAUGCUUCAGUUUUAACACCUCGUCCAGCUCCUUUCUGACUAUAGAAUUGGUCCAAGGAUACGUUGUGCGUUUAUUUAAUUUGAUGUGCUCAUAAUAAAUUUUCUAAACGGCUAUUGGUUUUUAAUAAUCAGUUUGAAAAUCUAAAUUCAGAAUCUUAUUGUUUGAAUUUAGCUGCACAAAUCCCUCAGAGCAACGCUGGCAAUUAACAAGAGUGUUCAUUGAAAUGACUCCAAUGUCUUAUUUGUGUUUAAAACCACAUAAAAUCAUCUGUAGUAUGGUGGAUCAGCUGAACUGGUCAUUUCUCAGUAGUUUGCAGCUAAACAAGUCAAUUAUGUGAUGGUUGAAUGAUGAAGAAAAACAAUUCUCAUCAGAAUCUGAUAAUCUAAUUUUUCUUGUAUGAAAAAAAAAUCUGCAUACAAAGCAUCCUCAGAUUCAUCUGAAAGACGUGGGAUUGAUUUAGUGAGCUAACCAGCUGCACAUCAAACCAAGGCACUUCUAUCUGAAGUCUUCCUGUAGAAACAUAAACCAGGUUUGGUUUUUGAUGGUUAAACAUUAAGAGUAACAGCAAAAUUCAAGCUGCUGAUCGUUGCUUCUCGUUCUAACACAAACAAAAGGGGUUUGUUGUUUUUCACUAAACUCCUUUCUGUUCUGUUUACAGCCUGGAUCUGUGCACAGUCACUUAAUUUACCAAAACCCUCAAAUUCUUUCCCAAGGCAGUAAGCACUGAUGGAAUUGCCACCAAACAGACACACAUGACACCAUUUAGUUCCCAGCAUGCACUUGGGCCUGGGGCGGUAUUCAUAAAGCCUUUAAUGAAAACCGGGGUCAAGGAGGCAGCACACCUGAGAAGGUUUUAUUGAGUUUUUUUUUGGAGGGGGUCUGUGGUUAUUAGUUUUUGUGGAAUGAUGAAUUGAAAUGUAAAAACUGGGCUCCAUCUGCUGUGUUGAUUUGUUGUAAUGUGAAAUUUCUGCUCCACGUCUAAAAACUGGUUGGAUUUGCAGCUGCUUUUUGUUUAAAACAAGCUACGGUAGCACUGUUGAAUUGGGUUAACUACGCUGGUCAGGAGCAGAUCAGCAUCUAAAGACUGAUUUGUGAGUUUAAUUAAAAUCCAUGCAGUGGUUGAUUAGAUGCAGGCAAAAACACUGUUGCAUGACCUCAAAGUAUAAAUUCAGAGUUUGUCUCUCUCAGAGGCACCUUCUAGAGGCAGAAAAACGUACUGCACCUUAAGCUCGUUUCCCUACUUCUGUGUUUUUUUUUUUUUUUUUUUGUUUUUUGUUUUUUUUGCUGGAAGCAACGCCUCUCGUUGGUGAACGUACCUCUAGUCGGCCAACUAAACUAAAAAUUCUUUCACAUUUAUCCUUACAUUGUGUGGUUUAUUCAUAUGAAUAUAAUUUUUUUUAAGACUUACUUGUCUAUAAGAAAUGUCACCAAAUCUGCAUCAGUGGGUACACCCGCAAACACUUGAGAUUGACUGUGCGUAAUCAGAUGUCUAACGCUAUUGGCCAAUUCUGAGCAGUGCACAAUUCAAAAUGCACAGGGCCCUGCGGGGCGGGCUUAAAAAAAUUGAUGUAUUGCCUACACAGUACAGGGUACUAUCGCAUUUACGGAUUUUAAAAAAAAUAACUCUUAGUUGCUUCUUCAAAGUUGUGGAACACUGAAAAAAAAAAUUUAAAUCUCAUUUCAGAUUAUUUAACUUCCAGGAAUCAGCAGAGAACAUCUUGACUUGAAGAAGCUAAUUGUUAGCAUUAGCAACUCCACCACGCAGCAGAACUUCUUCAGGCUUGUGUUAUUUGUGGAGAUAAAACUGCGUUGCAAGUCAGUGGUUCAGUCAUGUUGCUGUUAUCCAGUCUGGUGCGAGAUGUCUAAAUAUCAGGAAAUAAGACUCCAAAUCCUAUCGUCUGAAGCUCUGCCAUCACGUGACUCACUUCUAGUUCCUGGAAAUGGUGCACCGGUGUUUUUCUUCCCCAGAGUACGACUUGCAAGGCGUUCACUCCUACUAGAGACCACUGGAAGUUUGAUUAAAUGAGUGUUCGACCCCUUUAAUAAUAAAACGAGCCAGCUGCUGCUUUAUGAAUACAGCCCAACAUUUUUUUCUAACAAGUAUUUACCACAAGUCGGAUGAAAAAAAGCUUUCUGAUAUAAAUCCCAAUCCCCACUUUGUGUGAUCUUUAUAUAUAAAUCCGUAUGCUGCUCCCUCACAUCACUAGAGUUGUAGCUCAGCUCAGGAUUUAGACUUUUUUUUUAAGCCACAAACUAAAUUCUGUCCCAAAUAAAUGUCCUUUUUCCUCUCUGUUACAGGUUGAGUCCAUAUAGUGUUUACAAUACUAUUGAUUCAUUUCAGGUGUUACAAAAAUUCAAGAGCUUUAAAAUAAAAAUACAUAAUGUAAGAAUAAAACUAUAGUCAAAUAAACACAUUUCUCAUUAUAUUCAAAUAAAUAUAUUUCAAAUAAAUACUUUCUCUAAAUAUCUCAAAUUUGCUGUAAAUAUCUGCCCUGUGUUUCCUUUUUUUUUUUAAAGAGUUUUACAAAACAAUAAUUUGUCACAGACUUUCCACCAUGACUAUAUAUGAAUAAAUGAGGAUUUACAGAUUCUCCCACUGUCAUCCUUCAGUGAUUCUGCAUCAAGUGAAACUGAGAGUCGAUGCGUUGCUCCACAGAGCUCAAUCCACCUCUCAGCGCACUUUGGCUUUCUUUUAAACACAUGGCUUGUUUCUGCUAGUGAAUAAAACACAAAAUGCACAGAUGGGUGUUUGCAACAAACUACGAUGAAUGCGGCGUUGGCGAAUUUCUUCACCAACUUGUUGAACUAAAGUCUGGUGCAGCUUAAGCCAGUCGUGCUUAACUGAUCGGCCUUCUGAAUGGAUGUAUGUCGCUUUAAUCAUGUCUCCACUAUAAGAGAUCCAUUAAAUUUCUGGGAGGGGAAAAAUGGCUUGGUCCUCUCAGGCAUUGUGUCUCCAUACAAAAUUGGCCCUUUCCUUUUGUGACAUCACUGAUAGGCGCCAAAAGGCAAACAGUUAUUAAUGUCAAUGUUUUAUUCAGUCACAGCACGCCGUUUUAACCCAUUUAGGGAACUGAUUGUGGCGUAAAAAACGUUAACGACCAGAUGGGGAAGAUGGAUUCGAUGUUCUAUCAGAUCGUAUUGUUAACUACUUUGUACUGCUGCUAUAAAAUAUACUGCAAGGCUUCUGCCUUAUACCUGCAAACUUUUGGAUAAUUUGUGAUUCCGAUACGUUGCCAUCUGUUUCUAUGUUCUGUAAAAAAAAAAAUCAAA
Messenger RNA from Nothobranchius furzeri (turquoise killifish), 4240 nucleotides. The record is from RefSeq and is a predicted model, not a curated record. Lineage: Eukaryota; Metazoa; Chordata; Actinopteri; Cyprinodontiformes; Nothobranchiidae.